Molecule: messenger RNA, 2330 nt
Organism: Raphanus sativus (radish)
Lineage: Eukaryota; Viridiplantae; Streptophyta; Magnoliopsida; Brassicales; Brassicaceae
Product: phosphoinositide phospholipase C 1-like
Exons: 8
Coding region: 490-2199 (569 amino acids)
Biological process (GO): lipid metabolic process; phosphatidylinositol-mediated signaling
Molecular function (GO): phosphatidylinositol-4,5-bisphosphate phospholipase C activity
Source: RefSeq, a predicted model, not a curated record
UGAAGGAUGAAAUGAUGCCACCGUCGCACCGCUUCAUGCGCCGCUAGAGAUAACCAAUCCAUGAAAUCCGGGAACAACCGCCGCAAAAUGUCUUAUUAUAUCAUGUAAAUCAUUGGUGACGACUGACGAGCAUGCCACCAGUUCCUCAGCCAUUGGCUCAACACUGUUACCGUAAUUUUCAAAAAACUUUUAGUCAACUGUCUGUUUUUUUUUGUAAACGGCUCUGUUUUGCUUUAAAUACUAACUUCAUUUCAGACAGCCGACACCACACCACAUAAUCAUCUCGCAUUAAGAUUUGUAAUUUAUUUUUAUAGUAUUACUAUGACUAGCUCUUUUCUCAGACCAGUCGUAAUUAUUUGAGGAACGCAUGUGUUUCACAGACACAUAAAGUCUCUCUCUUACUUUUCCUUCUUGAAACAACAUCAUCUCUCUCUAUCUCUCUCUGUUUCUUUUCUAUCUGGUUAAACCUCCACAAGAAAACAAAAAAGAAUGAAGGAAACAUUCAAAGUGUGUUUCUGUUGUGUAAGAAGCUUCAAAGUGAAAACAAGUGAGCCACCACAAGAAAUCAAAACACUUUUCGACAACUACUCCGGAGACGGCAGGAUGUCUGUGGAUGAGAUGCUCAGGUUCGUGAUCCAAGUCCAAGGAGAAAAACACGCUGAUUCAAACUACGUGAAGGAUAUUUUCCACAGGCUCAAACACCACGGCGUUUUCCACCCUCGUGGGAUUCAUCUUGAAGGGUUCUACCGUUAUCUCCUCAGCGAUUUCAACUCUCCGUUGCCUCCUUCCGGCGAGGUUUGGCAAGAUAUGAAUCAGCCUUUAUCUCAUUACUUCUUGUACACGGGACAUAACUCUUACUUGACUGGGAAUCAACUCAACAGUAGAAGCAGCACCGAGCCUAUUGUGAAAGCUCUUAAAAGUGGAGUUCGUGUCAUCGAGCUUGAUUUAUGGCCAAGCUCUUCAGGAAAGGAAGCUGAAGUUCGUCAUGGCGGGACGUUAACAAGUACCGAAGAUCUGCAGAAAUGUCUUAACGCGGUAAAGGAGAACGCGUUUGAGGUGUCUGAGUAUCCUGUUGUACUUACUUUAGAAGACCAUUUACCUCCAGAUCUUCAGAAGAAAGUUGCUAAGAUGGUGAGUAAGACUUUUGGAGGAACAUUGUUUCGAUGUACAGAAGAAUAUAAAGAGCGUUUUCCUUCACCAGAAGCACUCAAGAAUAAGAUCUUGAUCUCAACAAAGCCACCAAAAGAGUACCUUCAGACCCAAGUCUCUGAAAGUGCAACAACAGAUGAAUCCGUAAAAGCUAAAAAAGUUGCAGAUGCGGAAGAACUGAUUCAAGAUGAAGACGAGGAGUCCGUAGCGGUCGAAUACAAAGACUUGAUAUCAAUUCACGCUGGUAACCGCAAAGGAGGAUUGAAGAACUGCUUGAAUGGGGAUCCUAACCGAGUCAUACGGUUAAGCAUGAGCGAGCAGUGGCUAGAAACUCUGGCUAAAAACCGUGGACCCGAUUUAGUGAAGUUCACGCAGAGGAAUAUUCUGAGGAUAUUUCCCAAGACUACACGUUUUGACUCAUCAAACUAUGAUCCUCUCGUUGGAUGGAUUCAUGGUGCUCAAAUGGUGGCCUUCAAUAUGCAAAGUCAUGGGAGGUUCUUGUGGAUGAUGCACGGAAUGUUUAAAGCCAAUGGUGGAUGUGGUUAUGUGAAAAAGCCUGAUGUUUUGCUCUCUAAUGGUCAUGGAAGUGUAAAUUUUGAUCCUUCUUGUAAAAGUCUCCAGAUCAAGACCAUUCUUAAGGUAACGAUCUACAAUGGAGAAGGAUGGAAUCUGGAUUUUCCUCAAGAUUAUUUUGAUCGAUACUCUCCUCCUGAUUUCUACGCAAAGGUCGGAAUCGCAGGGAUACCUUUAGACACAACAAGUCACAGAACAGAAACAGAUACAGACGAAUGGUUUCCUGUUUGGGAUAAACAGUUUGAGUUCUCAUUGCGUGUUCCCGAGUUAGCGCUUCUUUGUAUCACAGUAAAAGACUACGACAGUAACACUCAGAACGAUUUUGCCGGACAGACAUGUCUUCCAUUGUCGGAGAUCAGACCAGGAAUCCGUGCGGUCCGGCUCCACGAUCGCGCCGGAGAGGUCUUGAAGCAUGCCAGACUGCUCGUGCGGUUUGUCUUGGAGCCUACCUUCAUUGAUGUUAUGUCAAUAAAUUAAGUGUCCUACUAAGCCAAAGGCUAACUAGAAAUGAAAAAAUAAUUGAAUAAGAUCAGUAAAUUUGUAAAAUGUGUGAUUAUUGUUUUAACAAUUUGUUGAAAUCGAAAUUGAUAAUAAUAUUUGUUUAAGCA